UGGAUAAGCCCCACAAGUGGCUUCCUUGUUCUAACCAAGAAGGCCCUAAGAAACCUCCAUUGAAAUUAAAAUUUUCCACCCUUUAUAAUCUCCAUUUUCACUCUUCAUUUUCCACUCAAUUCAAUUACCAACAAUAUUUUUCAAGAAAAAAAAUGGAUUCUUCUUCACUAGAAAUGAUAAGACAACAUCUUCUUGAUGAUGUUGUUUUCAUGGAAACUUGUUCUUCUUCUUCUUCUUCUUCAUUAGAAACAACAAGUAGUACACUUUAUUCUCAAACCUCAUCGAAUUCGGAAUCUUUAGAAUCAUUAACCUCUGAGAUCAAACUUGAAAGCAAUUUCUCUGUUUAUCCUGAUUUCAUCAAUACACCUCAAAGUUCAAAUCUUGAAUCUGUCUCUCGUUUUUUCGAUAACUCAACUAUUGAAUUCCAAGCUAAACCCCAAAAGAAAAGAAGUUUCAAUGAUCGAAAACCUUCGUUAAACAUUUCGAUUCCUUCUGUUAAGAAAACAGAGGAACCAAAAACAGGGGAAGUAAAAACAGGGGAACCAAAAACAGAGGAGCCAAAAACAGGGGAAGUGAAAACAGAGUACUCUGUUAAGGAGAAAAUGGUAGAAAAUUCGGAGAAAAAGCGAUACAGAGGAGUGAGACAAAGGCCAUGGGGGAAAUUUGCAGCGGAGAUUCGUGACCCAACUAGAAAGGGGACACGAGUUUGGUUAGGAACAUUCGAUACUGCAAUGGAUGCAGCCAUGGCAUAUGACAGAGCAGCAUUUAGGCUCAGAGGGAGUAAAGCAAUCUUGAAUUUUCCACUUGAGGUAAGCAAUUUCAAGCAAGAAAAUCAUGAGAUUGAGAAAAAUGUUGUGAAUUUGAAUUCGAAUACGAAUUCUUGUGGGAAAAGGGUGAGAGGGGAAAUGGAGAAUGAUGACGGAAUUGUAAUGAAGAAAGAGGUGAAAAGAGAACAAAUGGUGGCAACUCCAUUAACACCUUCAAAUUGGUCUUCAAUUUGGGAUUGUGGAAAUGGAAAAGGUAUUUUUGAAGUGCCACCUUUGUCACCAUUAUCACCACAUUCAAAUUUUGGUUAUUCUCAACUUUUGGUAUCAUAGUGAAAUCCCCAAAAGAAUCCACUUGAGUAUGUUAUGGAAUAUUAUAUAGCGGAACUAUACUGCCAUCACGAUCCACUGAGAUUUAGUCUUUUGUUAUGUUGAGAGUUUCUAAAAUGUUAUGGCAGAACUAUAUUACUGUCACAAUCCACUGAGAUUUAGACCUUUAUUGUGUCGAUCCACUGAAAUUUAGUCGAGAGUUUCUAAAAUGAAAUAUUUUGAACAAGUAUGAAGUGAUUUCAAGUUGUAAUAAGGAAUUUACCUCUUGGAAAUUUUGGAUAAAAAUAGCACAUGUACAAAUGAAGAAACAUGGAAUGAUGGAGGGAGAAUGGAAGUGUUUUGAAUCAUGGAUAUUUUUAAUUAUUUUUUGAUUUCAUUGAUUAAGCUUUUUUUUUCCAUGUAAAUAUGAAUUUUAAUUUGGU
Molecule: messenger RNA, 1516 nt
Organism: Solanum lycopersicum (tomato)
Lineage: Eukaryota; Viridiplantae; Streptophyta; Magnoliopsida; Solanales; Solanaceae
Gene: DDTFR10A
Product: ripening regulated protein DDTFR10/A
Biological process (GO): ethylene-activated signaling pathway; regulation of DNA-templated transcription
Molecular function (GO): DNA-binding transcription factor activity; DNA binding
Source: RefSeq, marked validated